Pseudocercospora fijiensis CIRAD86 is the source of this 4162-nucleotide messenger RNA. RefSeq lists its product as uncharacterized. The record is from RefSeq and is a predicted model, not a curated record. Gene Ontology annotation, biological process: 'de novo' IMP biosynthetic process. The transcript has a single exon. Gene Ontology annotation, molecular function: phosphoribosylformylglycinamidine synthase activity. NCBI's taxonomy places the organism in Eukaryota, Fungi, Ascomycota, Dothideomycetes, Mycosphaerellales, Mycosphaerellaceae. Bases 1 to 4071 code for a protein of 1356 amino acids.
AUGGCGACCUCACAACUUGCCUUCCGGACAUUCCCUGGCUCUUCAGCUUUCUCUGACUUUCGCCUCGAUCACCUGAAGUCCGCCUUAGGGGCGAAGGAUCUGCAGGCGAUAUGGGUACAUUAUAUAUCGUCGCCGCGUCAGCUUUUGGCCGGCGAGAUCUCCAUCCUGGAUCAACUCCUUGAAUAUGGAAGCUACCCAGAUGUGAAGACUGAACUUUAUGGCGCUCUGCUCAAGGCGGUCAUUAACGGCAACCAUCCCGAGGAUGCGACAACGAGCUUGUUCUUCGUCAGCCCUCGGGCAGGCACAAUUUCGCCUUGGAGCUCGAAAGCGACGAGCAUUGCUCAAGUAUGUGGCCUUGGGCAGGUGGUCAGGAGGAUAGAGCGUGGCAUCAUCUUCGCUGCAAGAUUUGAGCAGGCCCCACAAGGUGAUUCCAUCCCAAGCCCGGAUUCGUUGUAUGAUCGCAUGACGGAGACGCUCAGCACAAACCCGCCAGAUCUCAAUGAGAUGUUUGCGCAGCUUCCACCUCAACCUUUGGAACGGAUAGACCUGUUGCAUAGCUCGGCUGGACCUAGAGCUGCGCUGGAGGAUGCCAACAAGCGACUUGGUCUCGCGCUAGAUGCAUCUGAGAUGGACUACUUGAUCGAUGCAUAUACGAACCAGCUUCAGCGCAACCCUACCGAUGUUGAGCUCUUCAUGUUCGCACAAGUCAACUCUGAACACUGCAGGCAUAAGCAGUUCAACGCAGGCUGGACCAUUGACGGAGUUGAGAAAGGUCGAAGCCUGUUUUCUAUGAUUCGAAAUACACACAAUACUCAUCCAGAUCAUGUCAUAUCUGCCUACAGUGACAAUGCAGCUGUUCUACAAGGCUUCACAGGAACGCAUUGGGCACCUGAGCAGAUUAGUGGAGAAUGGAAGCAGACCAAGGAGACCGUACAUUAUCUCGCCAAGGUCGAGACACAUAACCAUCCAACUGCUGUAUCGCCCUAUCCUGGAGCUGCGACUGGAUCGGGAGGUGAAAUUCGAGAUGAAGGAGCUGUCGGCAGAGGUUCGAAGCCCAAGUCUGGGUUAGCUGGAUUUAGCGUGUCAGAUCUGCGCAUUCCUGGUCAUGAGCAGCCAUGGGAGCUUGACAUUGGAAAGCCUGCUCAUCUCGCAAGCAGUCUGGAUAUCAUGAUUGAAGCUCCGAUCGGGAGCGCUGCUUUCAACAACGAAUUCGGUAGGCCCUGCACAACUGGAUAUUUCCGCACGCUUUCGAUGAAUGUACCUGUCGAUGAGACUUCGACCGAAGUCAGAGGCUAUCAUAAGCCAAUUAUGAUUGCAGGUGGCGUAGGUACAGUGCGACCAGAGAUGGCGCUUAAGAAGAAGGGUCUGGUAAGCUCUGGUGCUCAUCUGGUUGUGCUUGGUGGACCAGCCAUGCUCAUUGGUCUUGGUGGCGGAGCAGCCUCAAGCAUUCAAUCAGGCGAGGGAAGCGUCGAUCUGGAUUUCGCAAGUGUGCAGCGUGGAAAUGCUGAAGUGCAGCGCAGAGCGCAAGAAGUCAUCAAUACUUGCACCUCGCUUGGCCAGCAGAGUCCAAUCCAGCUCAUCCAUGACGUUGGUGCUGGUGGUCUAUCGAACGCACUUCCAGAACUUGUCGAAGACGCCGGCUUUGGUGCGAAGUUCGAGCUUAGAGAAAUUGACAAUGCUGAUCCCAGCUUGAGCCCGCUGCAGAUCUGGUGUUGCGAGGCUCAAGAGCGAUAUGUCAUGGCGAUUGCACCCGACAAGCUCGAUACAUUCAUCAGAAUCUGCAAGCGAGAACGUUGUGGCUACUCAGUCGUUGGUCAAGCACAACAGGAGCAACGUCUGGUGCUGAUGGAUCGUGAUUCGAAAGACGAGCCAAUACCAAUCGACCUGCCAAUGUCGACACUAUUUGGCAAACCGCCGAAGAUGCAUAGGACUGUGGACUCCCGCAGACUCAAGCUUCCAGCAUUCGACAGCAGUCUGGCCACCUACCUUCCCAAGUCUCCUACAACUACUCAAGCAGUGCUACCCAACGCAGUAGACAGGGUACUUGCUCUACCGGCUGUCGGCUCCAAGUCUUUCCUCAUCACGAUUGCCGAUCGCACUGUCGGUGGCCUCACAGUGCGAGAUCAGAUGGUUGGGCCUUGGCAGACUCCUGUUGCAGACGUCUCGGUCACUGCGACGUCGCUCACACCUGGAAUAAAAACCGGUGAGGCGAUGGCUAUGGGAGAGAAGCCGACGGUGGCCCUUAUCUCGUCGGCAGCAUCAGCUCGUAUGGCCGUAGCCGAGUCGCUUCUGAACAUCGCCGCCGCGAGCAUUCCCAACAGACUCAGCAAGAUCCGACUUUCAGCGAACUGGAUGGCAGCAAGCAGUCAUCCUGGCGAAGGUGCUGCGCUCUAUGAAGCUGUCGAGGCGAUCGGCAUGCAGCUUUGUCCCGAACUGGGCAUUUCUAUACCAGUGGGUAAAGACUCCAUGUCAAUGAAGACUAAGUGGGAAGGCAAAGAAGUCACUGCACCGCUAUCAUUGGUCAUUUCUGCUUUUGCGCCAGUCAAUGACCUAGCCAGCACCUGGACUCCAACACUCAGACGACAAGAAGAUGUUGGCGACACACUUUUGAUGUUUGUUGAUCUGGCUGGUGGCAAGAAGGCUCUAGGUGGCUCGGCUUUGGCACAGGUCUUCAGCCAAGUAGGCAACACGGCUCCAGAUGUUCACGAUGUCGACUUCAUCAAGGAUUUCUACCAUGCUGUCGAGCAACUUCACGAGUCGGACGUUGUUCUCGCCUAUCACGACCGAUCAGACGGUGGUCUGUUCACCACUUUGGUCGAAAUGAUGUUCGCUGGCCGCUGUGGUAUUGCUCUAGCCCUUGACAACAUUGUCAAAUCUGGAAGACCGCAGGAUGUUAUUGAGACUCUUUUCAACGAAGAGCUUGGCGUCGUCUUCCAGAUCCGCAAGAAGCAUGAGAAUGUGUUCCGCGGAGUCUUCGCGCCCAUGUCUCCGAUCAAGAUCGGCACUGUGCCAAAGGCUUCAAAGCAGGAGCUGACAAUUUACUAUGGCGCCGAUUGCGUCUAUCGUGCACCGAGAGCUGAGUUGCAGCAGAAGUGGCACCACACAUCUUGGGCAAUGCAGAGUCGCAGAGAUAACCCUGCAUGUGCAGCUGCAGAGAAGGAGAACAUCAUGAAUGAUCAGGAUCCAGGCUUGCAGUACAAGCUGACAUACAAGCCAGAUGAGAAUAUCUCGACCUGGAGCACCACCAUCUCAUCACAAAUCCGAACCAAGCCACGGGUUGCUAUCUUACGCGAGCAGGGUGUCAACGGCCAGGCCGAAAUGGCCUUCGCCUUCGCUACAGCAGGCUUCAGUCCAAUUGACGUGCAUAUGACUGAUAUUCUCUCGGGACGCUUCUCGCUCGCGUCAUGUGUCGGCCUAGCAGCCUGUGGUGGUUUCAGCUACGGCGACGUUCUCGGUGCUGGUCAAGGCUGGUCAAAAAGUGUGCUGCUACAUGAAGGCGCUCGCAACGAGUUCAAGGCCUUCUUCGAGCGCAAAGACACUUUCGCAUUGGGCGUCUGCAAUGGCUGUCAAUUCCUGUCAAGAUUGACCGAAAUCAUCCCAGGAGCAGAGAACUGGCCGACCUUUGAGCGUAACAUUAGCGAGCAGUACGAAGCUCGAGUCUGCAUGGUCCAAGUUACGAAUCCAACUUCUCAGCCGCCUUCGGUCUUCAUGCACGGUAUGGAGGGCUCAUAUCUUCCCAUCGUCACAGCUCAUGGCGAAGGUCGUGCGAAUUUCUCGCAUACUGGUGCUUCAUCACCGCAAGCUCUCGUUGACCAAGGCUUGGUGUCGAUGAGAUAUGUGGACAACAAGUUGACCCCGACUGAGCGUUACCCGUUCAACCCCAACGGCAGCCCUCUCGGUAUCACCGGUGUCAGAACCCCAGACGGAAGAGUCCUGGCGUUAAUGCCGCAUCCCGAACGUACCAUCUUGAAGGAAGUCGCCAGCUACCUGCCCGCUGAACAGGCAAAGGAGUGGGGUGAAUUUGGUCCAUGGUCCAGGAUGUUCAAGAGUGCGAGAAGAUGGGUUGGCUAGAUCCAACAUCUCCACAUGUCGUAAUUGGUUGAUGGGUCGGUUUCUGCAGGUCAGCUACGACAGAUCAAUGAUUCUUUUCCUAUAUCAUCCG